AUGGCGGUACCGGCGACCUCGGCGGUGGCAGCAACGGACCCUGCAGCAGCUGCGGCAACGGCGGCGGUGGCGGCUGCGGCCGCGGUGGCAGCUGCCGCCUCGCCUAGACAGGGUGCCCUUGUUACGGCACAGCAGCAGGGAACCGGUAACGGUCUCUCUUGGCAAUCGAACAACGACAUCCCGUCGCGCAAGGAGAUCCUCUCAAAGAUCGUCACCUACCUGCAGCAGCGCAAGCCGAACGCGCGGCCCGAGUGGAUACAGAAGGUCCCUCUGAUGGCCAAGCGCCUGGAAGACAGUCUGUACAGAAACGCGAAGAGCUUCCAGGAGUACAAGGACCACGCCACGCUGAGACAGCGGCUGCAGCAGCUCGCCGCACGCCUCGGCACCAACGCGCAGCAGAACCGGGCGAAGCAGCAGCAGCAGGCAGCAGCUGGACAAGCCGGAGGCACCGCAGGUGCCAUCGGCGGUGAUAUUGCGGGGGCAGGGGCGGGGGCGGCGGCGGCCGGCGGGGCGGCCGGCUUCUCGUCCCGAUCCUCCGGGGCCUUGGGAGCGGCGGGGACCGGCGCGGGCGGCGGCGGCGGCGGCGCGGUGAACGGGAUCGGGACCAAGAACCUUAGCGCUGCCGCGGCGGCAACCGCGGCCGCCGCGGGCGCCUCCGGCAGCGGCGGAGGCAUUGGGAUCACGGUCCCGAUCAAGCCCGACCCUUCGUCGGGAGUUUCUUCCCUCAGCAACGGGGUCGGCGGGGGCGGGGUGGUCUUGGGAACGGGCAACACCGCGGGCGCGGGGCCGUACUCCGGUCCCCUGAGGGACCCGCAGGGGGGUCUGGGGCUAGGGGGUAGAGGUGGGGUCGGUGCCGGCGGCGCCGGCGGCAGGAUCGGGGGCCUCGCGGCCGGCGGGAGGGGGGGGGGG
This is a messenger RNA of Ectocarpus siliculosus, 909 nucleotides long. Lineage: Eukaryota; Phaeophyceae; Ectocarpales; Ectocarpaceae. The record is from the annotation of a GenBank genome assembly.